UAAAACGGCUACGAGAAAUCUGCCUCUCUCGCCGCGAUCCAAAGUCCCAAACCCUAACGCGAACGAGCGGAUCGACCGAUCGAGCGAGGCGAGGCAGGGUCGGGAUGAUGGAGGCGCCGUCGCUGGAGCACCGUGUGCCGGCGGAGGAGCGGCACCGGAUCGAGCGGGUGGCGCGGGACCGGGACGGGGACCUGGCGGAGGCGCUGCUGCUGCGGCUGCUGAGGAUCACGCGCAACGGCCGGCGCUGGGGGUUCCUGGCCAACGACCACCCGCUCCACCCCUACUACCUCCAGCAGAAGGUCUCCGAGCAGUGCCGCAUCCUCCGCCCCCGCCACGCCGCCGACCGCUGACCGACCGCCCGCAUGCAUGCAUCUUCGUUGUUUUCAUUCAUUCUUGUCUCGCGAUCGCAUCCCAUUCUUUAUUCGUAGGAUUGUUGUUUGUAUGUGCCUAAUAACGCGCCAUUGA
Triticum aestivum (bread wheat) is the source of this 465-nucleotide messenger RNA. RefSeq lists its product as uncharacterized. Gene Ontology annotation, biological process: RNA processing. The coding region runs from base 105 to 350 and encodes 81 amino acids. Lineage: Eukaryota; Viridiplantae; Streptophyta; Magnoliopsida; Poales; Poaceae. Gene Ontology annotation, molecular function: RNA binding. The transcript has a single exon. The record is from RefSeq and is a predicted model, not a curated record.